This is a messenger RNA of Asparagus officinalis (garden asparagus), 800 nucleotides long. RefSeq lists its product as uncharacterized. NCBI's taxonomy places the organism in Eukaryota, Viridiplantae, Streptophyta, Magnoliopsida, Asparagales, Asparagaceae. The record is from RefSeq and is a predicted model, not a curated record. The transcript has a single exon. The annotation marks the transcript as partial.
AUACGGGAUGAACAUUAUAUAAGCCAACAGUGAACGUUUGUGGGUGAUGAAUGAUUUGGAAGUGGACAUGGAAACUGACUGAGAGUAUUUUUCUAAAUAAUUUCGAUUUAAAGGUUAUAUAAUUUGCGGCGUAGGCUCGUAUUAUUUGCAUAUUCUUGCGCUAUGCUGUAGGUUGUCCUGAAGGAAGGGGGAUCAUACAUUUCAUCAUGGCCGGUGAACAAAAGGUAACCGUUAGUUUUUUGGUGGACAAGGCGAAGAAAAGGGUGGUGCUGGCCGAAGCGGACAGCGACUUUGUAGACAUGCUCUUCAGCUUCCUCACCCUGCCACUGGGAACCGUCGUCAGGCUCCUCAACAACCAAUCUAAUUUUGGAUGCAUGGACAAAUUGUAUGGGAGCGUCGAGACUCUUGAUGUGCGCAAUUUCCAGACUGAGGCAUGCAAGACCAUGCUUCUCUUCCCUCAAAGCGCUGCAGCUGAACGAUGCGAAGAUCUGAAAGUAAAUAUUGAUAGCACGGAGCCUAAGCCGAGGCUUGCCUAUGCUUGUCGAAAGCCCGAUUGUUGUUCCAAGGCCACCUGCUUGGCUAGCUCUGUUUCGAAUGCACGGUGUCCUCACUGCCGAGAAACUAUGGAUUCACCUAAAACGUGGGCUAAAGGGGAUGUGCAAUUUGUCAAGAGUGGAGAUAAGUUUAUGAUUACCGAUGACCUUCUUAUAAGUCUAUUUUCUAUGGAGAAUUACCUGUCUUUAAUUCAGAAACUGGGAGUAGAAGAUGCAUGCAUUCUCGAGGAGAAGGUUAUGGAUCUU